Cladophialophora psammophila CBS 110553 is the source of this 2406-nucleotide messenger RNA. Its product is annotated as mannosyl-oligosaccharide glucosidase. Bases 1 to 2406 code for a protein of 801 amino acids. The record is from RefSeq and is a predicted model, not a curated record. The transcript has a single exon. NCBI's taxonomy places the organism in Eukaryota, Fungi, Ascomycota, Eurotiomycetes, Chaetothyriales, Herpotrichiellaceae. Gene Ontology annotation, molecular function: Glc3Man9GlcNAc2 oligosaccharide glucosidase activity. Gene Ontology annotation, biological process: oligosaccharide metabolic process; protein N-linked glycosylation. Gene Ontology annotation, cellular component: endoplasmic reticulum membrane.
AUGUUGGGCCAUGCGAGCGGGCCUGUGAUUGUACAGAAACUUCAUCUUUUCAUUCUCACUCUUCUCUCGCUUUAUUCCUUGACUGCGCAUGCUUCGAACGAUACCCUGCUAUGGGGUCCUUACCGACCAAACCUGUACUUUGGAAUUCGACCACGUGUCCCCAACAGCCUGUUGACCGGCCUGCUAUGGGCAAACACCGACAACUAUGGCACCGCUCAGGUCAAUUUUCGGCACACCUGCGAGCAGCAUGAGGGGAUGGCCGGUUAUGGUUGGGAAGAAUAUGAUGUUCGAAACGGGGGAAGACAAGUUAUACACGACACAGGGAAUAUGAUCGAUUUGACUAUUGAUUUUGUCAAGGUUCCUGGAGGGCAGCAUGGUGGGAGUUGGGCUGCGAGAAUAAAGGGCAAUCCAAGAGAAGAUGCGCCUGCCACGCUGGUCACAACCUUGAUCUUCUAUGCUGGCAUGGAAGGACUGGGUGAACUUGUAUUCAAGGACACGGACGAGGAAGACGGCGUGGUGACUCUGCAUGGCGAGACAAGCGAGCUUGGGCAAUUCGACAUCUCCUUUGCGGAUUCUUCAGAGAAUCUUCUACCAUACAAGACACACCCAUCUUGGGAUGCAAAACCGCUCGACCGGCCAAUCCUGAGCAGCCUGCAGAUACCACCGGAUGCCAUCUGGCAAGCCAAGAAUAUUGUGUUCGCGAGCAUGAAGUCGGAAAUUGAUGGUCUCGUGCAGCAAUACGGACAGGAGAACAUGCCACCUCCCUGGCAGGCCUUUUCCAUCCAGCAGAACCCUGGUCCUGGAAAUUUUCACAUGGUCCAAAAAAUAUUCGUCGGCGCUUUCGAAACCGACAUUCAAUUCAUAUCUGCGUCAGGCCCGUCGGUGUCCUCAGAAUCUCUCACGAAGGCCAUAUCGGGCUCCUCAAACGACUUCAAAGAGAAGUUCACAGAGGUUUUCAAACCUUUAGCGCCAUUCACCAAGGCUGCAUACACCGAUUUCUCUGCAUCCAUGUUCUCCAAUUUGUUUGGCGGAAUUGGAUACUUCUAUGGUGAUUCGCUGGUCGACAGAUCUUAUGCUCCAGAAUACGACGAGGACAAUGAAGGAUUCUGGGAGGAAACCGCAGCCGCACGAGCUCGAGCGGAGAUUGUCAAAGAUCCCCCCGCCGAGCUUUUCACCAGCGUUCCGUCCAGACCUUUCUUUCCACGCGGGUUCUUGUGGGAUGAGGGUUUCCAUCUCAUACCAGUCGCGGAUUGGGAUCUUGACGUUACGAUUGACAUCGUAAAAUCGUGGUUCAACCUCAUGGACCAGGAUGGCUGGAUUGCUCGCGAGCAGAUUUUGGGCCCUGAAGCGCGCAGCAAGGUGCCCCCAGAAUUUCAAGUUCAAUACCCACACUACGCCAACCCACCCACACUCUUCCUAAUCAUAGACAUUUUGAUGGACAAAAUGUCGAGUCCUGCGUAUGCUGAAUCCAAGGAUCGCAUUGAGACCGAACUCCGCAAUCUGUAUCCCUUACUCAAACGCCAAUAUUACUGGUUCCGUCGCACCCAAUUUGGGGACAUCAAAUCCUACGACCGUGAAGCCUUUUCCACCAAAGAAGCAUACCGAUGGCGCGGGCGCACACCACAGCAUAUCCUCCCUUCUGGACUUGACGACUAUCCGCGCCCUCAACCUCCUCAUCCAGGUGAACUUCACCUAGACUUGAUCUCCUGGGUGGGCAUGAUGUCGCGCAUCCUCGUGCGUCUUUCCACAUUGCUCUCGGAAGCCGACGACAUACCUGACUUCACCUCGCAACACAAAGCUAUCCUUCGCAACAUCGACGACCUGCACUGGUCAUCUGAACAUAAAUGCUACUGUGAUGCUACAAUCGACGACUAUGAAGACUCUGUCCACGUCUGCCAUAAAGGCUAUAUUUCCAUUUUCCCCUUCAUGACCGGCCUAAUGCCGCCUACGCACCCUCACCUUCCCCACGUAUUAGACCUCAUCUCUUCACCGUCCGACCUCUGGUCUCCCUAUGGCAUCCGCUCCCUCUCCAAAUCAGACCCCUUCUACGGCACGGAUGAAAACUACUGGCGCUCUCCGAUCUGGGUGAACAUGAAUUACCUCAUCCUCAAAUCACUCCUCGACCUCAUCCAAUCUUCUACCAAUAAUUCAUCACCACCGCCCGCGAAGGUGAAAUCCCAAGCCGUCAAAAUCUACACCGAAUUGCGCAAGAAUCUCGUCGAGACUGUGUUCAACGAGUGGGAACGCACCGGCUUCGCCUGGGAGCAAUAUAAUCCGGAGACAGGCGCGGGCCAGCGCACGCAGCAUUUCACGGGCUGGACGAGCUUGGUCGUCGUGAUUAUGAGGAUGCCGGAUUUGAGUAGGAGCAGCGGCGAUACAGGAGGCAUCCAACACGGUGAACUGUGA